AUGGCUUCUCACAGACAUCUGAAGCAUCCCGCUAUUAGAGAUCUUCCUUUUUCAGUACAGGAAGUGGCAUCAAACUGUGUGAACAGAGCUAAAAAAGAGAUUACCUGGGGCCGUAAUCAAACGGUCUCAGACGACACGAGUGGGUCCUUCAACGGUCACGACGAGUUCCAGGAAGCAGCAUCCGGUAGCGAAAACGUGGGAGACGGCCAAGAUUCGUUGGCCCGCAAACAUAAAUACCAGAAAGAUGAAAACCGCAACAACUACUGGGCCAUCGUCACAACGGGUGCCGGUCUGUUUUCGGACGGUUACAUCAACAACUCAAUCAGUACCGUCAAUGCUUGUUUGUCGUUGAUCUACGGGAAACAAUACUCGGACUCCAACGCGCUGCAAAACGUGUCAUCGAUCGCUUUCGUAGGCACGGUCGUGGGUCAGCUGAGUUUUGGGUACAUUUCCGACUUCCACUCGCGUAAAGUGGCCAUGUUGGUUGGCACAGGAAUCCUGAUUCUGUUCUCUAUCUUGGCAGCUGGUGCCUGGGGUGUGGGGACCACUGGAACUCACGCAGGUGGUCUUUUCGCCGCAUUGACCGCAUAUCGAUUUUUCUUAGGCAUCGGUAUCGGUUCGGAGUAUCCUGCGGGUUCCACAGCCGCUGCAGAAGCCUCCAACUCUUUGCCAGCGGGAAAACGGAACAGAUGGUUCUGUUGGUUCACCAAUCUCAUGAUCGAUGCAGGUUUCGUGGUCAGUUCCGUGGUACCCUUGAUUCUGCUGAAAAUUUGUGGCGAAAAGCACUUGACACCGGUUUGGAGAAUCACUUUGGGACUUGGUGCCAUUCCGCCAUUGUCGCUUUUCAUACUUCGUUUCAAAUACAAAGAAGGUAAGCAGUAUGAAAACACAAAAUUCCAAAGAACCAUGCCUUAUUGGAAAGUCUUCAAGUUUUACUGGUUUAGACUUGCUAUCGUCAGCAUUAUCUGGUUCCAAUACGAUUUCAUCAGUUAUUCCUUUUCCAGUUUGUCCAGUUUGAUCUUAGACGGUGUUCUUGGAGAGAGCGCUACUUUGACCAAGACUUUUGGCUGGAAUAUCGUUUUCAACUUAUUCUACAUUCCUGGCGCUUUCUUGGGUGCGAUUUUCGCCGAUUACUGGGGUCCACGUUUUACAUUGGUCAGUGGUGUACUCGUUCAGGCCGCUCUCGCAUUCAUCAUCGCUGGCUGUUUCGAUCACUUGAAAAAACACAUUGCUGCUUUCACUGUUGUUUUUGGUAUUUUCAGUACCAUGGGGGAGUUCAGUGUUGGUGAUAACAUUGGUUGUCUAGCUUCCAAAACCAGUGCAACUCCAAUAAGAGGUCAGUACUACGGAAUAGCUGCCGCUGUGGGCAAAAUCGGGGCUUUCGCUGGUUCCUAUGCUUUCCCAGCCAUCAUCAAGAAGUAUGGUGGCUAUGAUCACUUGCAGGUGCCCUUCUGGAUCUCUGGUGCCAUCUGCUGCAACAGUGCCUUCUUGGCUUUGUUUUUCUUGCCCGAUGUGGACCAAGAAGCCAACCUUCUCGAAGAUGAGAUGUUCGUUGAAUAUCUGGAAAGCACGGGUUACAAUGUGGCACGUAUGGGUACACACUUUGAUGACAGCGAAUUUGAGAAAGUUUCGGUGACCGAGCUUCCAAAGGAUGCUUGA
Lachancea lanzarotensis is the source of this 1659-nucleotide messenger RNA. Its product is annotated as LALA0S20e00166g1_1. Gene Ontology annotation, molecular function: carboxylic acid transmembrane transporter activity. Bases 1 to 1659 code for a protein of 552 amino acids. NCBI's taxonomy places the organism in Eukaryota, Fungi, Ascomycota, Saccharomycetes, Saccharomycetales, Saccharomycetaceae. Gene Ontology annotation, cellular component: plasma membrane. Gene Ontology annotation, biological process: transmembrane transport; carboxylic acid transport. The record is from RefSeq and is a predicted model, not a curated record. The transcript has a single exon.